Molecule: messenger RNA, 1489 nt
Organism: Sesamum indicum (sesame)
Lineage: Eukaryota; Viridiplantae; Streptophyta; Magnoliopsida; Lamiales; Pedaliaceae
Product: heat stress transcription factor B-2b
Biological process (GO): regulation of transcription by RNA polymerase II
Cellular component (GO): nucleus
Molecular function (GO): RNA polymerase II cis-regulatory region sequence-specific DNA binding; DNA-binding transcription factor activity
Source: RefSeq, a predicted model, not a curated record
AAACACGCCUUGAACAUUCUGCACACAACCCUCUAUUUCUGUUUCCCUUGGAGAACCUUCUUCACAUUGAUUUAGCUGUAUUUGCCCCUACCUUCUGUUCUAGAGCCACAACUGUAUGUAUGUAUAUACCCCACUGAAACUUCUCUCUUUUUCUCUUCUCCUUCCAUUUUUGUCAAUCUCCUAAAGCUUCCCCUUCUCUCUUUCGCUCUCUGCCACUGGGUGGAGAAUCUAUGGCAGCCGAUGCACCCAGGUUGCUUGCGACGCCUUUCUUGACCAAAACGUACCAGCUUGUUGAUGAUCACGCCAUUGAUGAUGUCAUCUCCUGGAACAUCGACGGAUCUGCUUUUAUCGUGUGGAAUCCGACGGAGUUCGCGAGAGAUUUGCUCCCCAAGUACUUCAAGCACAAUAAUUUCUCGAGUUUUAUUCGCCAACUCAACACUUACGGAUUUAGGAAGGUUGUGCCUGAUCGAUGGGAGUUCUCGAAUGAUUGCUUCCGAAGAGGCGAGAAAAAGCUUUUGCGCGACAUUCUGCGUCGGAAAAUCGCGACACCGUCAUUGGCCGCGAAGGCGACGGCUAGCGUUCAGCUGACUCCAGCUGCGCCACCUCGGACGUUGUCUCCAUCAGACUCCGGGGAAGAGCAGGUAGUUUCAUCCUCCAUAUCUCCGCCCGGCGCCCGCGAGUUCAGUAGUAACACGGCGGAGCUGAUUGGGGAGAACGAGAGGCUGAGAAAAGAGAACGUGCAGCUCAACAAAGAGUUGACCCACAUGAAGAACUUAUGUAACAACAUUUACGUUUUAGUGUCGAACUACUCUGGUAGUAUCAUCGCUGACAGAGAACAUAGUUGUAAAUUAAUUUUGACAGAAACCGCUCUGAGACCUUUGGAUCUUCUCCCAAUGACGAGAUUUUGCGAAGAAAUGGCAACGGCGGCGAACGGCGGCGGGGAAAACAACAUCCGACCAUCGGCGGAGGAAAUAAGCGCGAGAUUGUUCGGCGUGCCCAUAGGUGCGAAACGCGGGAGGGAAAUCGAAGGUACUUCGGCGGAGGAUGAGAUGCAUUUACAGCUACAGCUCCCAGGAAGAGAUAGUAAAUAUGAGCCGUUGGAUGAGGAUGAGAGAGGUGAUCAUCAAGAGUCAUCAUAGUCAAUGCUGACCAAGUCGAGGAAUCAAGAGGGUAUAUAAUUAAUUAAUAGUAAGCGGCUCCGCCGGGGAUUAGAACAGAUGAUUGGAUCAGAUGGAGUUGGAUUAUCACACAUAUGAUUGGUAGAAAUGUAUUCUAAUUCAUGUAUUUAUUUAACUUUGUUCUAGGAUUGAACAUGUAUAAGUAUAACAUGCUAUCUUGAACUCCUAAAAGCCUCCCUUCCAUGCCUGCAAAAAAAUUUAGUAGUUGAAUCUGUCAGACGGACGGAAGACAAUCCCAGCCAACCAAAGCUAGCUGAGAACGAUUCUCUACCAAAGAGGCCAUCGUUCAUCCACCAGACUUGAUUUCCUGU